Molecule: messenger RNA, 1689 nt
Organism: Colletotrichum gloeosporioides
Lineage: Eukaryota; Fungi; Ascomycota; Sordariomycetes; Glomerellales; Glomerellaceae
Product: Protein-L-isoaspartate O-methyltransferase
Exons: 6
Coding region: 1-1689 (562 amino acids)
Biological process (GO): protein modification process; vacuolar transport; metal ion transport
Cellular component (GO): cytoplasm
Molecular function (GO): protein-L-isoaspartate (D-aspartate) O-methyltransferase activity
Source: RefSeq, a predicted model, not a curated record
AUGGCCGGAGGCUAUGAGAGGGUGAAUGCCCAUGAUCACGACGAAGACGACUUCGAAGCCCCCAACUCCGCUCCGCCAAGACGACAAUCGCAGCCCGUCCCCAACUCACCACCGCCCUCUUUCCACUCCAGAGCGUCGUCGCGCGACCGUCGUGGAGUUGAUCCCGCACUGGCAGACGCCUUCGAUACCGACGGUGACGAUAGCGAUGACGACGCCGAUGACCGACAACGCUUAGUCCGCGCCGACUCCACCCAGGCUUCCCGCGACGCAUCACGCAACCCUUCCUCCGACUCGAGACCCCAGCCCGAACGCCAUGUCACACAACUGCCACCAACAGCCUCCACCACCGCCGGCGGCCCGACAACGCCCUUCCGCAUUUACGGCAGCGGCAUCCAGAAUGAAGGCGUCUUCUCCAACUUGACUGCGAAGCCCGAGCGUGGAGGCGAGGUGAAGGAAGAACAACCUCCCACGUACGAGCAGGCCGCUGCCGAUGCCGCUCCCCCCUACUGGGAAACUACGAUCCUCGCCCCUGGCCUCGGCGGCCCCGACGAAGUCUACAUCGACGGCAUGCCCGUUGGCUCACUCUUCAGUUUUGUCUGGAACGGCAUGAUCUCCAUGUCCUUCCAGAUCGUCGGCUUCAUCCUCACUUACCUCCUUCACUCGACCCACGCGGCCAAGAACGGUUCGCGCGCGGGCCUCGGCAUCACGCUGAUCCAGUACGGCUUCUACAUGAAGGGGACGACGGAGGGUGACCAUCCACCCAAGAUGAACGGCCAAGACGGUUACGCUGCGCCUCCCGACCCGAAUUCUCACAACUUCGACCCCAACGCGGUGACGGGCGAGGGUGGCGGCGGCGUGGCGGACAUCACUGGACAGGAGUGGAUUGCCUACAUCUUAAUGGUAGUUGGUUGCUCGAUCAACGACCAAACCAAACGCCAAGUGCACCGCUCCCUCCCUCUCAGCUUCAAGAUGGCCUGGCGGAGCUCCGGCGCAUCAAAUAAAGACCUCGUCGAGAACUUGUGGCGUAAUGGUCUCAUAAAAGACCAACGGGUCAAGGACGCCUUUCUGAAGGUUGACCGCGCAUACUACGCUCCCUCCGCCCCCUACGAAGACUCUCCUCAGUCCAUCGGUCACAAGGCAACCAUCUCCGCGCCGCACAUGCAUGCCACCGCUGCCGAGUCCCUCCUCCCGCACCUCACCCCCUCCGCGACGAAACCGGCCCCGCGCGUGCUGGACAUAGGCUCGGGGUCGGGGUACCUGACGCACCUGCUCGCGGAGCUCGUGGGAGAAAAGGGCCUGGUGGUCGGACUAGAACACAUCAAAGCGCUGAGGGACCUGGGAGAGCGCAACAUGCGGAAAAGCGACGAGGGGCGGGCUUUGCUGGACAGCGGCAAGGUGCGAUUUCACACGGGCGACGGGAGGAAGGGGUGGGUAGAAGCCCCGCGGCCAGGGGAAGAGGGAGGCGGCACCGGAUGGGAUGCCAUCCACGUCGGCGCUGCAGCCGUGGAGCUCCAUCAGGAGCUAGUGGAUCAGCUGCGCGCUCCGGGCAGAAUGUUCAUCCCCGUCGAGGACGACAACGGCUACGACCAGUAUGUCUGGGCCAUUGACAAGAAGGAGGACGGAUCCGUCGUCAAGGAGAAGCUUUUCGGUGUUCGAUAUGUGCCCUUGACUGACGCGCCUAAGUCAUGA